This is a messenger RNA of Salvelinus sp. IW2-2015, 1478 nucleotides long. RefSeq names its product protein NDRG1. The record is from RefSeq and is a predicted model, not a curated record. Lineage: Eukaryota; Metazoa; Chordata; Actinopteri; Salmoniformes; Salmonidae. Gene Ontology annotation, biological process: signal transduction. Gene Ontology annotation, cellular component: cytoplasm.
GAAAAGAGGCUGGUCUGAGGUCUUUAUAAACGUCCGAUACAUCCGCGCUUCAAUUGCACGUAGUAAAUAACCAAAUCUUUGUUAUAGUGAAGAAAUAGUACUGAGGCGAUUUGCAAAGCAUUUAAAGAGUGUUUAAGGACUUGUUGUGGGUGAUCACCAGUGGACAAUCAAGCUUUACAGGUUUCCUCAAUUGAAAGACAUGGAUGAUAUCCAGGUUGCGUCAAAAGCUCCCCUGCUCGUUGACAGGGAAUUGCCAGGGUUGAGAGAGGCUGUAGCACAACUUGUGAUAAAGGAGCACGAUGUAGAGACUCCCCAUGGAAGGAUCCACUGCACCAUGAAGGGGGUGCCCAAAGGAGACCGCCCRGUCAUCCUCACCUUCCAUGACAUUGGACUGAACCACAAGACGUGCUUUGACUCCAUGUUCCAACAUGAGGACAUGCAGGAGAUCAUGCAGCACUUUGCUGUGUGCCARGUCGAUGCCCCUGGACAGCACGAGGGGGCCAACACCUUCUCUACCGGGUACGAGUACCCCUCCAUGGAUCUGCUGUCUGAGUCUCUCCCCCUGGUCCUCAAGCAUUUUGGUCUGAAGAGCGUCAUUGGAAUGGCCGUCGGAGCUGGAGCCUACAUCCUUGCAAGAUUCGCUCUGGACUACCCCACGUUGGUGGAAGGCCUGGUUCUGAUUAAUAUCAACCCCUGUGCUGAGGGGUGGAUGGACUGGGCUGCAAACAAGGUCACUCCUUUGCCUGACAUGCUCAUCGGCCAUCUCUUUGGAAAGGAGGAAAUCUCCAACAACCAUGACCUUAUCGCCACCUACCGCCAUCACAUCAUGAAUGACAUGAACCAGUACAACCUUCAACACUUUGUUAAAGCUUACAACAGCCGGCGGGAUCUGGAGAUUGAGAGGCCCAUUCCUGGUGGAAAAGUUACCGUCAGAACCCUGACGUGUCCUUCUCUGUUGGUGGUAGGAGACAGCUCUCCGGCCGUUGACGCUGUGGUGGAGUGCAAUACUAAGCUGGACCCGACAAAGACCACACUGCUGAAGAUGGCUGAUUGUGGAGGCCUGCCCAUGGUUGACCAGCCUGCAAAGCUGACAGAGGCCUUCAAGUACUUCAUUCAGGGAAUGGGCUACAUGCCUGCUGCCAGCAUGACCAGACUGGUCCGCUCUCGCACGGCGUCCGGAUCCAGCAUCCACUCCAUGGAAGGCAACAGGAGCCGGUCUCACACCAAUGAGGGAAACCGAAGCCGGUCACACACCAACGAGAGGCGUGGCCGCUCCCACACAGACAGUAUGGAAGGCACAGCAAACCGCAGCGCCGCUCUCAAGUCCACCGAAGUGUCCUGCUAGACGACCCUUACCCUCGACCUUUAACCUCCAGCCCCCUGGUUCCUGCUGCUCUGCCACUAACCACUCUCUCUCUCACACACACACACACACACACACACACACACACACACACACACACACACACACACACACA